CUUUCUGCUUAUAACUACAUGCUUGGUGGAUAUUUGAGACAAAGGGUUGCUUGAAGAAUUGAUCUAUUUGGUUCGCUGGUUUUUGACUGCCAAGAAAAGGCUGAUGAUGGGUUACGUUCUCCACGAUUUUUUAAGCCUCUAUUAGUACCAGUGCCUCCAAUGUUGAGACUUUGGCAAUUCGGUUGCAUUCAUGGUUAGAUAAUUAGAUUGUGGACAUUCAGCCUGAUGAUUUCCUCUACACGGCUGCUGUUGAUUAUUAUGAUGGAACCAUUGUUUAUGCGAGGAGAGUUUUCGACUUGAUGAUUGAUAAAAAUGUCAUAUGCUUCAACGUCAACGAUAUCUGGAUAUCUGAACCAUGGUUCGAUGGAGUAAGCUGAAGCAAUCUUUAGAAGAACAAACGAAAAAGGAUACUGUUGUCUUGAAUGCCACGAUUGAAGAUUAUAGAAGGGCAGUGGCAACAGCUCUGAAAGCACUGGAGUUCUACAUUGAUAAGCAGAAGGGCUUUGGUUUCCUGCCCAACAUUGCGACAUUUGCUAGUUUUAUUGGGGAUUGCUCUCUUCUCACAGAAUCUGCUGCAGGGGAAUGGGAUAAUGUAACUCAAUUGAGAGAGAGGCUAUGAAGAUCAUGGGAGUGCAGAAACAUACUGGAUCCAGUUGGGUUGGCGCUGAAACUGGAACUAGAGUUUCUUGGUCUACGACGAACCCCGGAAGAAGUCAUAUCAAUCUCGAUUCACAGAUUAUUAUCUUUCAAAUUUCUAGUCGAUUGGUUUCCAGAUUUGAGUUCUUUUGUUUGGUAUAAAUAUUUGAGGUUCUUGGUGUUUUGGCUUAGUGGAUUUAUCUUGGAGCAAUCGUCAUGUGUUGGCAAUACUGGACAGAUAAUCUGUUUCGAUGAGGAGAUUCUACCAAGAGCCGGCCUUGAUUUUGUCAGUUUAUAGCUGUGUUCUACAACAUACUCCUGUCGUUUUGGAUUGUGAAAGACAAGGAAAACAAUGUGACAGACGCCUAAAACUCAAGAGUAACAGCCAGAUCAGCAAGAAGACUGCGGAUAAUAAAGUGAGAAAAGGGUCAAGGCAGAAGGACAGGUUAGUUUGGAACGGCAAUUCGGUCAUUGGUUGGCUAACCGUUUGUUUCUCUGAAUCAAGAAUCGUCAUAGCAAUUACCCAUUAAGAGAAAACUCUGAAGCAGGAGAGAAAUCAAACGUCAAGACAGUAGAAGAGAAGAAGAAAUCACGAUGUGCUGCUGCUGCUGUGGGGAUGACUGCGAAUGCAGGCCGCUUGCCUUUCUGCUAGGCCUUCCUUUUGCCUUCGUCUCCCUCAUCCUCUCCAUUAUAGGCAUCAUCAUAUGGAUUCCUGGCUUGCUGUUGAGUUGCAUAUGCCCGUGCUGUUUCUGCGUGACGAUCAUAGUGGAGUUUGCGCUCGGGUUGAUCAAGGCGCCAUUUCUUGUGAUGGAGUGGUUUAUCUCCAAGAUUCCUUGUUAGGGGUUUAAGUUGCAGAGUUCUUUCUUUUUGCAAGGAGGGAUUGAUUAGAGAGAUUGGAGAAACAUGUUUGAUUGGUUCCGCCGUCGUUGAUCCUUUUCUUUUUUCCCCUGACAUGAACAAAGAUGAUUUAUGAAGCUAUUUCCCCGUCUUGAUCCUUUUGCUUUCUUUCUUUUGCAACUAAUGUGCGUCAUUUUUGGCGGUUUGUUGGUUCCGUCGUCGUUGCCACGUGGCAACGUUGAUGACUUGGUCAACGGUUUUGGUGGUGGGCCUGAGGAACUUUGUGGACCAUGGUGGUCCAGCCGUCCUGGGCCAUGAGUUG
Molecule: messenger RNA, 1795 nt
Organism: Linum tenue
Lineage: Eukaryota; Viridiplantae; Streptophyta; Magnoliopsida; Malpighiales; Linaceae
Source: the annotation of a GenBank genome assembly